AUGGUCCAUUCCUGCUGUGGCUCUGUGUCCUCUGGCUGUUGCCAGCCCAGCUGUUGUCAGACCAGUUGUUGCCAGCCCAUCUGUUGCCAGACUACCUGUUGCCAGCCAAGCUGUUGCCAGUCUAGCUGCUGCCAACCCAGCUGUUGCCAGUCCUGCUGCUGCCAGCCCUGCUGCCCACCCAGGUGCUGUCUGCCAUUCUCUUGCCAAACCACCGUGUGCCGCCCAGUGACCUGCGUGCCCAGGUGCAGCCGCCCCAUCUGUGACACUUGCUGCCGCCCUCGCUGCUGUGACCCCUGCUGCCUACAGGACGGCUGCUGCCGCCCCAUCUCCUGCUGCCCCACCUCCUGCACAGCUGUGGUCUGCAGACCCUGCUGCUGGGCUUCCACUUGCUGCCAUCCUAUUAAUGUGCAGUCUCCUUGCUGCAGACCCCCUUGCUGCCAGCCAGCCCCCUGCCGCACCACCUGCCGCACCACCUGCUGCCCUACCUGCUGGCAUUCAGACCUGCAAAACCAUCUCCUCCUUACCACCCAAACCAAACCCAAACCAAUCAACACCAUGGUCCACUCCUGCUGUGGCUCUGCCUCCUCCUGCUGUUGCCAGCCUAGCUGUUGCCAGUCCUGCUGCUGCCAGCCCUGCUGCCCACCCAGGUGCUGUCUGCCAUUCUCUUGCCAAACCACCGUGUGCCGCCCAGUGACCUGCGUGCCCAGGUGUAGCCGCCCCAUCUGUGACACUUGCUGCUACCCUCGCUGCUGUGAUCCCUGCUGCCUGCAGGACGGCUGCUGCCGCCCCAUCUCCUGCUGCCCCACCUCCUGCACAGCUGUGGUCUGCAGACCCUGCUGCUGGGCUUCCACCUGCUGCCAUCCUAUUAAUGUGCAGUCUCCUUGCUGCAGACCCCCUUGCUGCCAGCCAGCCCCCUGCCGCACCACCUGCCGCACCACCUGCUGCUCCCCUUGCUGCUCCCCUUGCUGCUAA
Gracilinanus agilis (Agile Gracile Mouse Opossum) is the source of this 972-nucleotide messenger RNA. Its product is annotated as keratin-associated protein 4-9-like. The coding region runs from base 1 to 972 and encodes 323 amino acids. The transcript is spliced from 2 exons. The record is from RefSeq and is a predicted model, not a curated record. Gene Ontology annotation, cellular component: keratin filament. Lineage: Eukaryota; Metazoa; Chordata; Mammalia; Didelphimorphia; Didelphidae.